Yarrowia lipolytica CLIB122 is the source of this 1431-nucleotide messenger RNA. RefSeq lists its product as uncharacterized. NCBI's taxonomy places the organism in Eukaryota, Fungi, Ascomycota, Dipodascomycetes, Dipodascales. Gene Ontology annotation, molecular function: aspartic-type endopeptidase activity. Gene Ontology annotation, biological process: proteolysis. The record is from RefSeq and is a predicted model, not a curated record.
AUGAUCAACUCUUUUGUCAAACUGGCAGCUCUUAUGGCUCUUGCCAACGCCGCUCCCGCCUCCAACUCGGGCUCCACUCCCGGAACUCUCAAGCUGGACUUCACCAAGCGAGUUGAGAACGUUGCUUCUUCCAACAGCCCUGAUCCCAACUCCCCUUUCAACCCCGGUAAGGCUGGAUCCACUCCCCAGGCCACCCUCAAGAACCAUCUCAUCUACUACGAUACUGAGAUCACUCUUGGAACUCCCCCUCAGAAGUUUACUGUAGAUCUCGAUACCGGUUCUUCGGACCUGUGGGUCGCCGCUGACGGCUCCAAGGGCUCCUACGACUCCAAGAAGUCCUCCACCUACCAGGACUACAAGCCCGGCUUCUCCAUCUACUACGGAGACGGCUCCCAUGCCGCUGGAGACUGGGUCAAGGACACCAUUGGCUUUGGAGGAGCCACCGUUCCCCAAUUUAUCUUUGCCGCUGCCUCCAACGUUUCUUCCCAGGAGCAGAUUUUCGGUAUCGGAUACAAAGGCAACGAGGCUUCCACCUUCCAGGGCGAGCAGGUUGGCCAGACCUUCCAGUAUGACAACUUCCCCAUUCGUCUGGCUCAGGAUGGUAUCAUCAACACCCCUGCCUACUCUCUGUACCUCGAUGGUCUUGAUGCCUCCACUGGCUCUGUUCUCUUCGGCGGUAUUGACACUGGCAAGUUCUCUGGAGAACUGGCUAUCCUCAAGACCCUGACCGAUGAGGGGGCCUCCAGUCCCCGAGAGUUCUUUGUCACUCUUGACAGUGUCGAUGUUUCUGUCGGUGGCAAGAACACCAAUGCCCUCGACAAGACCCGCCACGUGCUGCUGGACUCCGGAACCACCCUCACCUAUGUUCCUACCGAGACUUACCAGACUCUCAUCAACGCUCUGGGUCUUCUUGACGAUGACAACUAUGGUCCCGGAACCACUAAGGAGCACAUUGACCAGCUCAAGGCCGACAAGGCUGUCGUCUCCUACAAGUUCCAGGGCAAGAAGAUCGAGGUGCCUGUGGACCAGCUAUUCAUUCUCGCCACCGAUAGAUGGGACAACCAGGUGUACGUGAACCAGAACGGCAAGGUCGAGGAGUACUACACCUUCCUGGUCGGUGACGGAUCUGACGGAGACCGGUACGACCCUCCUAGUGAGAUUGGCUACAUUUUCGGCGACUCCUUCCUGCGAUCGGCCUAUGUGGUGUACGACAUUGGCCAGGAUGUGAUUGGUCUUGCUCAGGCCGACUACUCCAAGACUGGCGGCUCCAUCGAGCCCAUCAAGAAGGGCGCUGAUGGUAUCCCCUCUGCUACCUCUGCCACCGGCGCCACCUGGUCCAUCAACCACCCCAUCACCACCUCCCCCACCUCUGGACCCCAGGCCAGCGCCUUCACCAAGGUCAGCGCUGUCGUUGCCCACCCUACUGCUUAG